This is a messenger RNA of Glycine soja, 1826 nucleotides long. Its product is annotated as probable serine/threonine-protein kinase PBL9. Bases 205 to 1464 code for a protein of 419 amino acids. The record is from RefSeq and is a predicted model, not a curated record. Lineage: Eukaryota; Viridiplantae; Streptophyta; Magnoliopsida; Fabales; Fabaceae. Gene Ontology annotation, molecular function: ATP binding; protein kinase activity. Gene Ontology annotation, biological process: protein phosphorylation. The transcript has 7 exons.
GACAAGGACGAGUGUAGGCCGUGUAUGAGAUUGGAGAAAAAUACAAUCAACACAAUGAAUGUCACUGCUUCAUUCGUCCCCCUUUUCUUUUCCUAUAUUUAUCUGUUAAUAUUAAUUUUCUAGUACCACCCAAAACAAAACACGCACAACCUCUCUCUGUUUUUUGGAGUCAGCUUCUCUGCAAACUGCAUACAGGAUCGCAACAUGGGAGUUUGUUUGAGCGCCCAAAUUAAAGCUGAAAGCCCAUUUAACACUGUGUUCAAUUCAAAGUAUGUGAGUACAGAUGGAAAUGAUCUCGGUAGCACAAACGAUAAGGUUUCAGCAAACUCAGUUCCUCAGACUCCUCGGAGUGAGGGUGAGAUCUUGCAGUCAUCCAAUUUAAAGAGCUUUACCUUGUCAGAACUUAAGACGGCCACUAGAAAUUUCCGUCCAGAUAGCGUGUUAGGAGAAGGUGGUUUUGGAUCAGUUUUUAAGGGGUGGAUUGAUGAGAAUUCAUUGACCGCUACCAAACCUGGCACUGGCAUUGUUAUUGCUGUUAAAAGACUUAAUCAAGAUGGCAUCCAGGGUCACAGGGAGUGGUUGGCUGAAGUCAACUAUCUUGGACAGCUUUCUCAUCCUCAUCUAGUGAGAUUGAUUGGGUUUUGCCUUGAAGAUGAACACCGCCUUCUCGUCUACGAAUUUAUGCCACGUGGAAGCUUGGAAAACCAUUUGUUCAGGAGAGGCUCAUAUUUUCAACCACUUUCUUGGAGCCUACGUUUGAAGGUUGCUCUUGAUGCUGCCAAAGGGCUUGCAUUUCUGCACAGUGCUGAAGCAAAAGUGAUAUAUAGAGAUUUUAAGACUUCAAAUGUCUUGCUGGAUUCAAAAUAUAAUGCAAAACUUUCUGAUUUUGGGCUGGCAAAGGACGGACCAACAGGAGACAAAAGUCAUGUCUCCACCAGGGUAAUGGGAACAUAUGGAUACGCAGCACCUGAAUAUCUAGCCACAGGUCAUCUUACUGCCAAGAGCGAUGUGUACAGUUUUGGAGUUGUCCUGCUGGAAAUGUUGUCUGGGAAGAGGGCAGUUGACAAGAAUAGACCAUCUGGACAACACAAUUUGGUGGAAUGGGCUAAACCUUUCAUGGCAAACAAGCGUAAGAUAUUCCGCGUGUUGGACACCCGGCUCCAAGGACAAUAUUCAACAGAUGAUGCCUACAAGCUAGCCACCCUUGCCUUGCGCUGCCUAUCAAUAGAAUCCAAGUUCAGGCCAAACAUGGACCAAGUGGUUACGACAUUGGAGCAGUUGCAGCUUUCUAAUGUAAAUGGAGGGCCUCGUGUUCGUAGAAGAAGUGCUGAUGUUAAUAGAGGCCAUCAAAAUCCUUCUUCUGUUAAUGGAUCUCGAGUUCGUAGAAGAAGUGCCGAUGAUAUUAGCCGUUUGGAGACUCCCAACGCUUAUCCCCGACCCUCUGCAUCCCCUCUUUAUACUUGACAUUGCAAACACACACACCCUUCAAAUUUAUCAUCAUGCAAUCUGUUUCGGGUGAUCACAUCCACGAUCUCAGGCACCUGUGUAGCUAUUAGCCUAUUACUCUCUAGUACUGUACAUAUCGUAUUUCACCUAAUAUAUUCAAUGUUGCUAGUCCACCAAUUAAUAUUUCACAUAUCAUAUUUUGUGUAACUACUAAACUAGAUUGCAUUUGUAUUAUAGCUCUGGUUAGCUCAUUUUUGUUCUUGUCUAUAUUAGGGUGGUGUAUUUCUUAGUCUAUUUUGUAACACCCAGUUGCCUUAUGUGACUUCUACAUCAAACAUACCAAAUAGUAGUUCAUUUAAAGACUUGUGCCCUAUUCUAUU